GACACCACUUGACAGCAAUGCGCCGGCUGUCACUGGCAGGCAGCAAAAGUAAACAAACCAGUCGGCAGCAGAACGAGCAGCGCCCACUCUUCGGUGAUUCUGGAGCGAAUGGAUCGUUUAGUUUGCCUGUUUAUUGGCAUUUGUCACGUUUAGUUCGCUCCCACAGGCCCGGUCGUUUUGCUUAAAAUGGUUUCAACUACUAGCUUAAUCUACACCAUAAGUGCGGCACUGGCGUUGCUUGCUUUCACCCCGGCGGCGGAAGCAUUGAGCGCUUUCCUGAACGUUGCCAUCCACAACAGCGGGUUUCAUCGUGAUAUUCAUUACGGCCUUCGGUUCGGUGGCAUCGGGCGGAUGUCCUGUGAGCUGUUGCUCGUCCAGCAGCUACCGGCCGCCAUCUACGUCAACACGGACCAGCUCGUCGAUCUGAAGCGGUUCCACAAAAUCAACAGCUACGUGCCUUUGUACGUCGAUGUGGAAAAGCCGGCCAGCAAGUCGGACCCCUUCACCGUGCACCUGUACGAAUCGGUGCGGCGCGAAAUUAACAUCACGCUUCCGAUCCACUUCCGCUAUCACGACCCAUCCACACGCAAAUUCGAGCGCAUUCAGGUGGAAAGUCCCACCCUGUACGUGCGCUGCAGCAAUGUGCAUGCGAGCAAGUACCCGCUGCGAACGGUGGGCAAGGCAACGCUGCCCUGUUCGGACAGCUCGGAGAUCGAGGACUACGACAAGCUGCACCAGGCCGAGCUGUGCGAGUGGGACGAAAUGGAGUUCAAUAACCUUCCCACGGUGAUAAGUGUCCUGAUUCCGGUGGGAAACAGUGCAUCGUACGGGUUCGUGCUGCCGGCUACAAUUCUGGUCAGCUGGAUCGGCAGCAUGUAUCUGAUCUACGUCAUUCUUAAAGUGGGGCGCAAAGUUAACAAAAAGCUACUGUAAAACUUUCUGCAGCUCCAAAGCCGCCCCAAAGCCGCGAUCUCAUGCCUCAACCUCACACACACACUCACACACGUGUGUUCGCCAUGGCUCAAUUUAGCUUUCAAAUGCAUUUGA
This is a messenger RNA of Anopheles merus, 1047 nucleotides long. It is a transcript of the gene PIG-X, whose product is annotated as phosphatidylinositol-glycan biosynthesis class X protein. Gene Ontology annotation, biological process: GPI anchor biosynthetic process. The coding region runs from base 187 to 933 and encodes 248 amino acids. Gene Ontology annotation, cellular component: endoplasmic reticulum membrane. NCBI's taxonomy places the organism in Eukaryota, Metazoa, Arthropoda, Insecta, Diptera, Culicidae. The transcript has 4 exons. The record is from RefSeq and is a predicted model, not a curated record.